Messenger RNA from Carya illinoinensis, 1318 nucleotides. Its product is annotated as protein ORANGE, chloroplastic. The transcript has 8 exons. NCBI's taxonomy places the organism in Eukaryota, Viridiplantae, Streptophyta, Magnoliopsida, Fagales, Juglandaceae. The coding region runs from base 77 to 1036 and encodes 319 amino acids. The record is from RefSeq and is a predicted model, not a curated record.
AAAAAAUAUAUUUGUACCACAAAGAAUCAAGGGAGUUACAGAGAGAGUGGGAGAGUUCAGACGAAACUCCGAGACGAUGCUGUGGUCGGGUCGAGUGUUGGGAGUCUCGUACCCAGUAAAGCCGCCUUUACCGUACAGUUUUCCUCAUUGGAGCGCCAAAUUUUGUGAUGUAAAGCCUAAGCUCCACACGAGAUGGCGACCCAGGGCCGCCUACCCCGAAUCCUCCUCUUCAUCGUCUUCUUCUUCUUCAUUUGCUGCCUCCAUAGAAUCCGAUCCUACCGACAAGAACGCCUCCGGAUUCUGUAUAAUAGAAGGCCCUGAAACUGUGCAAGACUUUGUCAAAAUGGAAUUGCAAGAGAUUCAGGAUAAUAUUCGUAGUCGUCGGAACAAGAUUUUCUUGCAUAUGGAGGAGGUUCGCAGGCUGAGAAUACAACAGAGGAUUAAAAAUGCAGAACUUGGAAUUUUCAAGGAAGCUCAAGAGAAUGAACUUCCUAAUUUUCCAUCAUUCAUUCCAUUUUUGCCUCCUUUGAGUUCAGCAAACCUCAGGCUGUAUUAUGCCUCCUGUUUUUCUCUUAUUGCCGGGAUUAUAAUUUUUGGCGGCCUCCUAGCACCCACUUUGGAGCUUAAGUUGGGAAUAGGAGGCACAUCAUAUGAAGAUUUUAUCCGAAGUAUGCAUCUACCAAUGCAGUUGAGUCUGGUUGAUCCAAUUGUGGCAUCAUUCUCUGGAGGAGCAGUUGGGGUCAUCUCAGCAUUAAUGGUAGUUGAAAUAAACAAUGUAAAACUGCAGGAGCAUAAAAGAUGCAAAUAUUGUCUUGGAACUGGAUAUCUUGCUUGCGCUCGCUGUUCAAGCACUGGAGCGCUAGUUCUCAUUGAACCAGUGUCAACAGUCCGUGGUGGAGAUCAGCCUCUAUCGCCCCCGAAAACAGAAAGAUGCUCAAAUUGUUCAGGAGCUGGAAAGGUUAUGUGCCCCACGUGCCUAUGUACUGGAAUGGCAAUGGCAAGUGAACAUGAUCCUCGGAUUGAUCCUUUUGACUAGAGCUGCAUCUUCGAGUAUGGACAUCUUGCCCAUAAAUUGUCUUCUUGCACUCGAGAAUUAACAUUCCUCUAAAGAGUAUAAGCAAGAUUUAUGCUAUCGAGAACCAUUAGUACAUAAUGUUCGGAAAUGGAGCUUGAGCCACCAAUGUUCAGAAGAAACCAAUACAGUAUUUGUUGAUAACACGGUGACUAUGGACAUCUUGCGCAUAAAUUGUCUUCUACCAUCGAGAAUUAACUAACAUUCCUCUGUAAAGAGUAUAUAUAGUAAGCAAGAAUUAUACCA